Molecule: messenger RNA, 453 nt
Organism: Paramuricea clavata
Lineage: Eukaryota; Metazoa; Cnidaria; Anthozoa; Malacalcyonacea; Plexauridae
Source: the annotation of a GenBank genome assembly
AUGGAAAAUGCAUCCUAUUUUGCCCACUUGCUCAGCUGGUGGGAACACAGGAAUGACAAGAAUGUUUUAUUUCUGUUCUAUGAGGAUAUGAAAGAUGAUUUAGAAAGCGUUGUUCGGAAAGUUGCAGCGUUCAUAGGAAUUCAGGAUGCGGAAAGGAUUAAGAAGGCUGUGGAAAUGAGCUCCUUUGAAUUUAUGAAGGGGAAUGAGAUGAAGUUUUCAGAUGUACGCCUCGCACGUUAUCGGAAUGAUGCUUGUGGUGUAGCUGAUGAUUUUGCUCCAAGUAAGGUUGUCACAGGAUCUGCAACGAAAGGACGUGAGUUAAUGGACGACAAAACUAAAAAAAUGAUUCAAGAACAGUGGCUGGAAGUAGUUGGUAAGCAAACUGGAUUUCAAGAUUACAACGAGUUGAGAAGUGCAUUUAAAAAGGAAACGAUUAAUAAUAAUUACUCUUAG